Molecule: messenger RNA, 803 nt
Organism: Symbiodinium necroappetens
Lineage: Eukaryota; Dinophyceae; Suessiales; Symbiodiniaceae
Source: the annotation of a GenBank genome assembly
GUGAGCAGACGCUGCAUCAGAUUCGGGCAGCUGGGGGUGCAAACUCCGGACUCCUUGAUGGGGAGUUCCGACAGAAUGUCCAGCGCAACCUGGCGUCGCAGCUGCAGCAGCUCUCGAAGCAGUGCCGCGAGGCACAGCGGGCCUACCUCGCUGAGCUGCGCCGCCGCCACGCUGUCGCGGAACCCGCGCGUGCCUCCCAAGGAGCCCAAGGAGAAGGCGGCGCACCGCCUGCGGCACCGGUUCAGAUGCAAAAGCAGCUGCAGGAGCUAGAUGACAUGGAGCUCGUGGCUGCCCAAAGGAGCAGCGAAAUCGCCCAGAUCGCCUCUUCCGUCGUGGAGCUGAACAGGAUCUUCAAGGACCUGGCGGCUUUGGUCAUUGAUCAGGGUACUAUCCUGGACCGAAUAGACUGCAACGCAGAGAAGAUUUUCCAGAGGUCAGACGAGGCCAAAGGUCAACUGCAGAAAGCCGUGGUCCGUAAGAAGGAGAGCGACUCCCGUGCUUGGUAUUGCCUCCUGGUGUGGGGAGCUGCAGAUGCAGUUCUGCUGCUGGUGCUCCUCAUCAAGUACCAGCUGAAGUACGGCUUGAAGAAUGUCUUGAUCUUCGUGCUGGUGGCCGGUGCCCUUAUCACCGCCUUCUACUGCUGGCUGCGCCACUGCCGGCCCAAAGCCCUGGAGGAAGGCCCUGCCUAUCUGGAUCGCGUGAUCCCGGAGGGCUAUCGCCCGAAUGACCUCUGGAAGAAGAUUCGCCCGGGUCCGAUCAACACGGCCCAGAUCGGGGUCUCGGCGAUGCGCGCUGGUCCAUAG